GCGAGAUUGACACCAUGAAGCACUACCACGGCGGUUUCGAGAAAAUUGACAGAGAAAUGAGCCGGUACCCGCACUGUAUCGUCUGGACACCGAUCCCGGUACUGACCUGGUUCUUGCCCUUCAUUGGCCACAUGGGCAUCUGCAGCUCCGCCGGGGUGAUCCGGGAUUUCGCAGGACCGUACUUCGUCUCAGAGGACAACAUGGCCUUCGGGAAACCAACCAAAUACUGGAAGCUGGAUAAGAACAAAGUGUAUGGUGGUGGAGCAAACGCCUGGGAUGUGGCCGUACAUGAAGCGUCGGAGGAAUACAAGAACAGAAUGCACAAUCUGUGUUGUGAUAACUGUCACUCUCAUGUGGCCAUGGCUCUGAAUCUGAUGCGCUACAACAACAGCUCAUCCUGGAACAUGGCUAACCUGUGCCUGCGCUUCCUCAUCCACAGCAAACACGUCAGCUUCGUGGGGUUUCUGAAGACCUGGCUGCCUUUCCUGAUGAUUUGUGGGGUCAUCGUCACCAUCGCCCUUGCCGUCAACCUGCGGUGACUGAUGCAUGCUGGGAAACGGCGCCGACAGGAGCAUCAAACACUGAGAGAUGCUGCACAGGAUUAACCCAAACUCAGGAUUAGCAAGAGUCACGGCUGUAAAACUCAAUCAAAUGUGAAUCUGCUGGAAUUACAGAGAGCGCUCCACACCUCACGACUCGCAGAUUGUGUGUACAUAUGUGAAUUACGGGGACGCUUUACAUUACAGGAGCUUCAACAGGAGAUAUCAUCAUAUCACACAUGCAGAAUAUCAGUGGCUUACAGUGAAGAAACGCUUCCCAUCGAGAUGAGCUGCAUUCGAAGAAGUGUGCACUCUGAAAUAUGAUGGGUUGUUUUAACACAAUGUUUGGUCAGAUAUGGACCAACCCAACUGUUGGGUUAAAAAAAAGAGCAGUUUUAAUUCAGUUAAAAUAAUUCAGCAUAUUUGACCCAAGGUUGUGUUUAUUUAUUGUUUAAAUAUAAAUGACACUUUUUAAACUCAGUGGUUGGGUUUUCCCAGUGUUGGGUCAAUUUAAUUAAAUUUAAAUGACACUUUUUAACUCAGCAGUUGUGUUUGUCCAUAUUUAACUCAAAUUUGGGUUAAUUUAUUGAAUUAUAUUUAAAUUACACCUUGAAAACUCAAUAAUUGGGUCAGUCUAUAUUUGGCCCAACGUUGGGUCAAUUUAAUUAAUUAAAUUUAAAUUACAAUUUUAAAACUCAAUAGUUGGGUUUGUCUAUAUUUGACCCAAUGUUGAGUCAAUUUAAAUGACACUUUUUAAACACAAUGGUUGUGUCAGUCUAUAUUUGACCCAACGCUGGGUCAAUUUAAUUAAUUCUAUUUAAAUGACACUUUUUGGUUGACACUUAAUGGUUGAGUUUGUUCAUAUUUGACCCAACAUUGAAUUUAUUUAGUUCAAUUUAAAUGACACUUUUUAACUCGGCAGUUGUGUUUGUCCAUAUUUAACUCAAUGUUGAGUUAAUUUAUUGAAUUAUAUUUAAAUUACACUUUUAAAACUCAAUAUAGUUUGGUCUGUCCAUAUUUGGCCCAACAUUGGGUCAAUUCAAUUAAUUAAAUUUAAAUUACAAUUUUAAAACUCAAUAGUUGGGUUUCUCUAUAUUUGACCCAACAUUGAGUUUAUUAAUUCAAUUUAAAUGACACUUUUUAACUCAGUGGUUGUGUCUGUCUAUAUUUGACCCAACAGUGGGUCAAUUUAAAAAUAAGUAAAAUUUUUAAACACAAUGGCUGAGUCUGUCUAUAUUUGACCCAAUGCUGGGUCAAUUUAAUUAAUUCUAUUUAAAUGACACUUUUUGGUUGACACUUAAUGGUUGAGCUUGUUCAUAUUUAACCGAACAUUGAAUUUAUUUAAUUAAAUUUAAAUACAAUUUUAAAACUCAAUAUAGUUGGGUCUGUCUAUAUUUGGCUAGACGUUUGGUCAAUUUAAUUAAUUAAAUUUAAAUUACAGUUUUAAAACUCAAUAGUUGAGUUUGUUCAUAUUUGACCCAUGCAACAUUGAAUUUAUUUAAUUAAAUUUAAAUGACACUUUUUAACUCAGUGGUUGGGUCUGUCUAUAUUUGACCCAACAUUGGGUUAAUUUAUUGAAUUAAAUUUAAAUUACACUUUGAAAACGUUAUAGUUGGGUCCGUCUAUAUUUGGCCCAACUCUGGGUCAAUUUAAUUAAUUAAAUUUAAAUUACUAUUUUAAAACUCAAUAGUUGGGUUUGUUCAUAUUUGACCCAACAUUGAAUUUAUUUAAUUUAGUUUAAAUGACACUUUUUAACUCAGCAGUUGUGUUUCUCUAUAUUUGACUCAACGUUGGGUUAAUUUAUUGACUGUAAUUUAAAUGACACUUUUAAAACUCAAUAGUUGGGUCUGUCUAUAUUCCACCUAACAUGGGAUUUGUUAAUUAAAUUAUAAUUACACAUUUUAUCUCAACAAUUGGGUUUCUUUAUAUUUGACCCAAUUGUGGGUCAAUUUAAUUAAAUUUAAAUGACAAGCGCAGUGAUUGGGUUUGUCCUUAUUUGAUCAGAAUUUAAGUUGAUAUAUUGAAUUAUUUAAAUGACACUUUUUAACUCAACAGUUGUUUUUGUCUAUAUUUGACCCUAUGUUGGGUUAAUUUGUUUUUAGUGAAUUUACAUUAUUUUAACACUACUUUUGUUUUUGUUUUUCAAAUUUGACCCAACAUUGAGUCAAUUUAUUAAACUCAAAUGACAAUUUUUAAACACUACAUUUGGGUUUGUCCAUAUUUGACCCAGCAUUGUGUUAAACAGCCCAGUGUUUUUUGAAUGUAAGCAUGGAAAUCCCCUUCGUGUUUUUGUUUUCCUUGUGUUUAAUCUGUUUCAGGAUGUUUACAGGAUGUUUAUAUCGUGCUCUUUUAUUGGGAGUUUCUACAUUUGGUUCAUUCCUUUUGAUUUUUAUGUCUUCAUUUAUAUUUUAUGACCAAAUACAAACGUAUAUCCAUGA
Molecule: messenger RNA, 2977 nt
Organism: Danio rerio (zebrafish)
Lineage: Eukaryota; Metazoa; Chordata; Actinopteri; Cypriniformes; Danionidae
Gene: tmem222a
Product: transmembrane protein 222a
Source: RefSeq, marked validated